Messenger RNA from Hyla sarda, 4557 nucleotides. RefSeq names its product dickkopf WNT signaling pathway inhibitor 3 (gene DKK3). Gene Ontology annotation, molecular function: receptor antagonist activity; co-receptor binding. The transcript is spliced from 8 exons. Bases 205 to 1227 code for a protein of 340 amino acids. Gene Ontology annotation, cellular component: extracellular region. Gene Ontology annotation, biological process: negative regulation of canonical Wnt signaling pathway; multicellular organism development. The record is from RefSeq and is a predicted model, not a curated record. NCBI's taxonomy places the organism in Eukaryota, Metazoa, Chordata, Amphibia, Anura, Hylidae.
GAUUCAUGUAGGAGGAAUCUGAUGUGAGGGACGUCUCAUCCCAUUUCUGCCAAGGAGGAAUCAAGACAAUAAACGCUGGAGAUGGAUGAAGCUGCAUCAGGAUCAGGCGUCAGAGCUGUACACAUAAAGGGGGCCUCCACCACCUCCAGCCAGAUUUGGACCCUGAUAUUUUAGCGACGCUCUGUCCACGUAUAUAUCGCCGCGAUGCUCCUGGUGGUCCUGGCGGUGACUCUAGGCCUCGUAGUCUCCUCUCCAAUACCCAACACCACAACGCCCGCCGCCCCCGGAGCGCACAUCGCCGACGCCCCGGUCAAGAGUUCUCUGAAUGAGAUGUUUGAGGAAGUAGAAGAACUGAUCGGGGACACACAGUCUAAGCUGGAGAACGCCGUGAAAGAGCUCCAAACAGAAGAAAGUCUGAAGGAUCACGUCUCCCUGACGGAUCUGCCGCCAAACUACCACAACAAAACCGUAAAGGAAACCAAAGUGGGCAACGCCACCAUUGUGACCAAAGAGGAGAUCAUCAAGGAAACGGACAACAAGACCGGAUCCACGUACAUCUCUAAGACCAUUAUAUCCACGCUGAAGGACGGCGACAAGAUGGGACACGACUGUAUUGUGGACGAGGACUGCGGUACUGGGAACUACUGUAACCUCUCAGGUGUGAACUACAAGUGCCAGCCAUGCCAGGAGGAGGCGACGUGCAUCAGGGACGGGGAGUGCUGCGAGGGGCGGCUGUGUGUCUGGGGUCAGUGCAGGACGUCCUCCAAGGGCCAGAGCGGGACAAUCUGUGAGAACCAGCAGGACUGCGGCCCCGGACUGUGCUGCGCAGUGCAUACAGUCCUCCUGUUUCCAGUCUGCACCCCGGCGCCUGGUAGGGGGGAACCGUGCCAAACCCUGAACCCGCUACUGGAGCUCUUCCCUUGGGAGUUGGAUUCUGAAGUCCCUGUGAGCCAUUGUCCCUGUCCCAGCGGACUUGUCUGCCAGCCUGAGAGUCACGGCCUGGUGUCCGUCUGUGAGGAGCCGUCUCUACUGGACACCAAGAGGGAUCCUGCAGGGACCACUGAAGAGGACUGGUCCCUCGUCACCCCAGCACCCCGAGAUGACAUUGUCUAUGAAGACGACCUCAUCGCGCCUACAGGGUUCGGAUUUGACCUUGGAGCCUCCGAAGACGUCAUUGACCGAGAGUCAGAACUUGUUCCUCAGCCGCAGUUCGUAGAUUUAAUAUAAAGAAAUAGAAAAUAAAGGUGCCCCCCCCCUCCCCUGAAUGACAGAUAACCCCCACCCCCUUUUUUUUUAUUAUUAAUUUGCAUUUUGAAAACCAUUAUACAGAUCUGGAGCUGCAGGAUAUCCCCCCCCCCCCCCCCCCACCACAAUAAGAUGGAAAUACCUGAGGACUGUCAGAUAUUGUAGCGCCCCCUGUAUCAAAGUGAGGAUGGUCACCCCCCAGACUGGUCUAGGGGGACGCACUCACAUACAAUGGCUGAUUCGCUAAAAUUAAAAGGGGAGUCCAGUCUUCCGUACAUUAAGUUUCAUCUGCAGUUGUGUUUCGUCACCUGCUUGCUGUCAGUGAACGGGAACGUUCUUCUUUCUAUCCAGAGAACUCUGAAAUGAUACAUGUUAAUUGUACUGAUACAUUGUAGCAAACUCUAUGGAUAUUGUGCAGCUUCUUCCUUUUAGAUGUGUGCAGCUCUGGAUGUCACUAGUGUAUGAGCCAGCGAGCCAGACAGCCAAUGCUGGGAGUUAAGUUUUGCAACAGCUGGAGGUGCCUUUGUUUGGCAGCACUGCCUUAGCUUGUCAGAAUCAGUAGCAGCAGUUCAUUGCUUAGUGUAACCCUUUCCUUGCUGUUGCAGUUUCUUUGAUUUCUGCUCACAGAUCCCCUUUGGCUUUCUGGGCAUGCUGGGAGUUGUAGUUUAGCAACAGAUGGAGCCACACUAGUUUGGAAAGACUGGCGCCAAAGUACAAGCCUUCAGUUCUGUAGGUCCACAUGAUUACCAUGAUGCCCAAUUUAUAUGGGUUUUGUUUUAAUUUUUUUAAAUGUAUAUGUUUUUGUGAGAAAAGGAAUAUGCUAAAAACUGACCUAUUUUAUCCCCAUGACUCUAUUACUUUACUUUUCCAUAUAAGGUGCUACAUGAGGGCUCAUUUUUUGCACCGUGAUCUGUAGUUUUUUUUAUUUUUUAAUCGGUACCAUUUUUGUUUUGAUGACUUUCUGAUAUAUGAAGUGACAAAGUCUACUACUAUGCGUUUUUUUUUAAUUAACAUUUUAAUAGAUCAAAUGUUUCCGCACACCGCAACAUCAUGUUUUAUUUUGUUUAUUUUUAUUUUUUUAAAGCCUUUAUUCACUAUUUUUUAGUCCCCAUAGGAGACAUGAUUGGCGCACUGAUCAGACGGGACAGAAGCAGGUAGGGAUCCUCCACCCUCCCUCUCAGUUUAUCAGGACCCCACAAUUAAAGCUGCCGUGGUCCUAAGCGAUAUUAGUGUUUUUUUUUUUUUUUAAUUCUCAGUUUUAAACACUGGUGUCUAAAUGGUUAAUGCCAGACAUCGGCCCAAUCAGCAAUGUCCGACAUUAACCAUGGAUCCUAGCUGCUUAAAGGAGACGUAGCAUGCUGGGAGUUGUAGUUUUGCAACAGCUGGAGGCACUCUGGUUGGGAAACACUGUUUCAGACUCUGCUGUCUGACUUUGUCCUAGGCCGGGCGCCCAAUAAGGUUCUAGUGUGAAGCUAUGGGGCUCCUGUACAAAGCUGUGGGCUGUCAGGGCAUGCUGGGAGUUGUAGUUUUGCAACAGCUGGAGGCACCACAGUUGGGAAACACUGCUUUACUGGAUGGAAGUGCAAUAAUAACGUAAUUUGGAGUUUGCAUGUGUCACAUGAUGUACGAUUUCCCAAAGAUUAUUUUUUGGCAUUAAACUAUUUUAAUAUCCUGAUGCAGCUUUAUUUAAAACAAACAGAAUCUAAAUAAAAAGUGCAAAUAUUUAAUUUGGAGAAAUGAUGAAAAGCUGCAAUAAUCCAGGAAGUGUCUCUGAGCGCCACCUGGUGGACUCCUAGGGAACAGACAGAGAACAUUACUGUAAAAUCCUGGGAUAGAGAGAUAUUUACUGCCUUCGGCUGUCCGGGCAUGCUGGGAGUUGUAGUUUUUGUAACAGCUGGAGGCACCUUGGUUGGGAAACACUGCUCUAUUCACUGACUGGCCCCUUUAUAUAGCAUUGCUAACCUGUUUGCCCCAGUUCUGAAACCAAAUAUUCAAUUGUUUUAGGGGUCUUAGUUCUGUACUUCCUGGUUGAGCAGUUGCUCAGUACUACAAUUCCCAGAAUGCACUGAUUUCCCUUGACUCUUCAUCACAGCCCUCCCUUCCCCACCCUGCCUGCACUGCUGUGAGUUCCCUGGUCAGAGCUGCUGCAGAACAUCUCAUUUCACAGUGAGGUUGCAGCACCUACUGUAUACAUUCUCUGUCCGCUCCUCUGCCUGCAUGCUGUAACCACACUUCAUUCUCAUUAAAAUGUCCCAAUAACAAUAUGUAUGUAUAUGACAUGGAUACAGUGAUGUAGCUGUAGGGGCUGGUCAGACAUGACGACAUCACUCAGGGGGCGGGGCUAGAGCUUAGACAAGAUACAGCCACUGCUUCUGGCAUAGCAGAGGAUGAUGGGAGAAGCCAGGAGUGUGGAAAAGCUGCUGAGACAACACCACACUGACAAUGAGAGGACUACACAACUUCCUGUUACUAAAGAGGGAGGGGACCAGGGAGCUGGAGAGACAACACCACACUAACUGUGAGAGGACUAAACAACUUCCUAUCAGGAGAGAGGGCUGCUGAGACACCACCACACUGACCAUGAGAGGACUACACAACCUCAUGUCAGAAAAGAGGGAGGAGCCAGGGAGUUGGAGAGACAACACCACACUAACAGUGAGAAGACUAAAUAACUUUAUCAGGAGAAAAGGACAAGCUGAGAAACCACCACACUGACAAUAAAAGGACUACACAACUUCCUGUCUGAAGCCAAUACAAUUUAGUGCUAACACUAUAUUAGUUAUGUAUCUUGGGCUGAUUUAUUUAUUUACUACAACUUUCUGAUACCUAAAUAUGUCUCAAAAAUUAGUGUUUCCCCCAAAAAUACAACUCCCCUUAGGACCUGCAGCUGUCAGAGCAUGAUGGGAAUUGCAGUUUUGCAAACGAUGAGGAGCCCCAGACUUGGGGGGGUCACUGUAUAAAAAAGGUGGCGCAAACUGCGCAUACGACACAAAACAAUGCCGGAGUUUUUUUUUUUCUGGAACGUUCCACUAAUCGGUGACACGUAAGAGUUGUCAUAGUCCCCGGGUCCAGACGGGUACUGGAAGAAACACAACUUUUUAUUUAAUUUUUUUUAUUUAUUGGCAUGUUCAUUGUUGUAAACAGCGGUCAGCAUGAAAAAAAAAAAAAAUUAUCAAAAACCUUGUACUGAUCUGUUAUAAAUUAGAUGGCAAAAUUUUCCAAAGUUAUGCGGAGGAAUCCUUUACAUUUUGUGUGGUUUUUUUUUUAUGUGAAACAAAAAAAUAAAAUAAAAAGAAUGGAUUUUUCUGGCAA